AUGAUGCAUGGCCUUGCAUGGUGCAUGACGUGGCAUGGGCAGGUGGAGCAGAUGGCAUCGAAGCACCACCCGCACCUGGUGCGGCUGCUGGGGUACUGUGUGCACAUGGAUACGCGCACGGAGCAGCACGAGCAGAUCGUCGUCUACGAGUUCAUGCCCGCCGGCGACCUGCAAUCCUGCAUGCCCACCCACCUCGCCGACGCGCCUGAGAAAGGUGGGGAGUGUGGAAGGGUGGGGAGUGCGGGAAGGGUUAGAAGACCCAUUCCGAUUGUGCCUCCACCUUCCCCUCCUCCCAUCACACACACACUCCCAGGCGCCACACGGGCGCCUUUGUCGCUGCAGCAGCGCCUGCAGGUGCUGGUGGGAGUGGCGCGUGGGCUGCAGUACCUGCACAGCUUUGGCAUCGUGCACCGCGACAUCAAACCCGCCAACAUCCUGCUCGAUGCCCACAUGACGGCCAAGGUGGCGGACUUUGGGCUGGUGAGGAUGGGCGAUGAGAGCACGGGUGACACAACGCGCAUUCUUGGCACACCGGGCUAUGUGGACCCCGCAUACUCCAAGUCGCGCAAAGCCGCCCCCUCCAACGACGUCUACAGCUAUGGCAUAGUCAUGUUGGAACUCUUCACAUCCCAGAGGGCAAUCCUGCAGGAGGGAGACCACAACAUCAACAUCAGGCAAUGGGCGGAGCCGCUGCUGACAGCAUUGGAUGCUGAAACCCUCAAAGACCCAUGCCUUGAUGCUCCGCCUGAGGUCAUUCUUCAACUGACACAGCUGGCCCUGCAGUGCACAAGCAUGCCUGUAUCAAGCCGCCCCCACAUGGACCAGAUUGUUGUCAGACUGUCUGACUUGUAUACGAGGCUCUUCGGGUCUGGCGCGGGUGGAAAUGGGGAGUCAGUUGACUCGAUUCUUCAGCGUGUUGAACAUCCACUUCACUCGUUCGAUGAGGCGAUUGCAAUGGCUGAUGCUGCAGGAACCCAAGGAUCUUUUGUCUAG
Messenger RNA from Closterium sp. NIES-65, 993 nucleotides. Lineage: Eukaryota; Viridiplantae; Streptophyta; Zygnematophyceae; Desmidiales; Closteriaceae. The record is from the annotation of a GenBank genome assembly.